Molecule: messenger RNA, 1485 nt
Organism: Cyanidioschyzon merolae strain 10D
Lineage: Eukaryota; Rhodophyta; Bangiophyceae; Cyanidiales; Cyanidiaceae
Product: probable mitotic cyclin a2-type
Exons: 1
Coding region: 1-1485 (494 amino acids)
Biological process (GO): regulation of cyclin-dependent protein serine/threonine kinase activity; mitotic cell cycle phase transition
Cellular component (GO): cyclin-dependent protein kinase holoenzyme complex; nucleus; cytoplasm
Molecular function (GO): cyclin-dependent protein serine/threonine kinase regulator activity
Source: RefSeq, a predicted model, not a curated record
AUGCAAUCUCUUCGUAGUGGACGGGAGCCGCGGCGUGGGAGAGCCAGUCGACGAGCCAUUGAUCCACCAGUUCCGCGUCGAGAUAUCGCGUCGACUAACCAGCCACCGAGACGGGGCGGAGUUGAGAGCACUUGCCCGCCUAGUGCAAGCGCACGCGCGCCAUCGCUCAGCCAUGGCAGUCGCGUCUCCAUUGAGGCCUCGAAAACCGAAUGCACUGGCACAGAGCCGAACGCAUCUUGGUCGGGAAUUCCGUCGCUUUUGCCGCAGCCGGACGCACCAUACGCUCGAUGGCGCAAGCGCACGGAGGCCAUUCGGAUAUCCACUCAGGAAUAUGUCUCGUGCGAGAAGGAUGGAUCCGUUCGCCUCGGCGCAGGAACCGAGCUCGCGAUGCAGGCGACCUGCGAAACACGCGUGGCCGAGCGAGCUGACCUUGAGGUGUCGCAACCGAGCACAGUUCUGAGCCAGGUUCGGUGUCCAAGAAGAUCGCUUUCAACAAGUUGUCCGCAUGCUGCGUGCGCUCGCCUUCGCCAGGGCUCGUAUUCACCGAUGAUCAAUGCUCUUUUCGCAGCGGAGAAAGCGGCAUCGGACCCGCUCUCGGAUCCAGCCGAGUUGCACUUGACCAACAUGGCAAUCCAUUGCUGCGCAGAGGAGACGGAUGAAAUUUACGAGACGCUCCAUGAGCUGGAGUCGAGGCGGCGACCGCGCCUUGACUAUAUCGAAGCCAUUCAGGAGCCGCACAUCAACGCUCGAAUGCGAGCGAUCCUCGUUGACUGGCUCGCAGAGGUUGCGAGUGAAUUCCAGUUGAGUACCGAGACGCUUCAUCUCUCUGUCUGCUACCUUGAUCGGUACCUCUCCUUGCAACCUGUAUCACGCGAGGUUCUGCAAUUGGUCGGAAUGACGUGCAUGCUCGUUGCAGCCAAAGUGGAAGAAAUCACCGUUCCGCUUCUUGAUGAUUUUGUGUUUAUCAGUGCUGAAACUUACUCGAGAGCACAGGUGAAGGUCAUGGAGACGCAGCUGUUGCAGGGCUUGAAUUUCGAGCUCUGUGAUGUGACUGCGCUCCCAUUUUGGCGUCGUUAUGCAGGCCUUGCCGGCCUUGACCGGGAACAUGCCAGUUUAGCGCUGUUUCUGUGUGAACUGGCCCUCGUCGACUACCCUUUAUGUGUCCGCAUUUUGCCAAGUUUUCGCGCAGCAGCCGCGGUCUGGAUUGCGUCAAGGAUGUCAUGGCCUGAAAGCCUCUCCCAGGCAUUGCAUGGCAUCCAAGAUCCCCGGCAAAGCAGCGAAAUCCAGUUCGCAGCGGCAAGAAUGAUCAAACUCUGGCAGAAAGCUCUUACUGCCGAUCGCCUGGAAAUUGACCCCGUUCCUAACGACGCUCUUCAGCUCAGGAGCAUUGUUGAGAAGUACGGUAGCGAGGCGUGGUGCACAGUUGCUCGUACGCCACCGGCCGACGUCGCGUUCAUGCUGAGCGAAAACCCUUUCGGGCGCUGA